Sorex araneus (European shrew) is the source of this 933-nucleotide messenger RNA. It is a transcript of the gene FOXR1, whose product is annotated as forkhead box R1. Gene Ontology annotation, cellular component: nucleus. Gene Ontology annotation, biological process: regulation of DNA-templated transcription. The record is from RefSeq and is a predicted model, not a curated record. Gene Ontology annotation, molecular function: DNA-binding transcription factor activity; sequence-specific double-stranded DNA binding. Lineage: Eukaryota; Metazoa; Chordata; Mammalia; Eulipotyphla; Soricidae. Bases 16 to 912 code for a protein of 298 amino acids. The transcript is spliced from 6 exons.
CUGCUGGACUGGGACAUGGCCAACGAGGUCUUCCUGGCCUGCACCACCGAGCACUUGCCCCCGACGCAGCAGAACCUUGCCAGAUACAGACUUCGAAUUUUCGAGCCACCAGCCCUGACUCUGAACAGAGGAGCCAACUUUAAGGAUGGUGAGGAGGAGAGCGGGGGUCCCUGCUGUGAACCCAACCCGUGGAUGUGGGUGAACCCCAACAUCGUGCUCCCCGCAGGAGAGCUGGGGGCUACAGCGCCCGUCCAAAGGGAGCGACUCACAAGUCCGCUCCCUUCCCCCCAGCGGCCCCCCAAAGACAAGGGUUUGGACAGCUGUUCCGAGGUCAUGGUGGAGUCCCCACCGCCCUCGUCCAGCGAGAAGUCGCCCCCUCCGAAGCGGAUGGCCUCUUCCCCCAGCCCCUGGGAGCUCACAGAAGAGGAGGCGGAGGCAGAGGACCAGGAUGACAGCUCUCCUGUGGCUCUCCUAUCCCCCCACAAAAGGGUCCCUCUCCAGAGCCAGACUCUUCGGCACACCUGCAGCCAGGAGGGGCCGCUCUGGGCCAGGCCCCCCCUCAAUUACUUCCAUCUGAUUGCCCUGGCGUUAAGAAACAGCGCCCCCUGUGGGCUCAACGUACAGCAGAUCUAUAGCUUCACGCGACAACAUUUCCCCUUUUUCCGGACGGCUCCAGAAGGCUGGAAGAACACCAUCCGCCACAACCUCUGUUUCCGAGACAGCUUUGAGAAGGUGCCUGUCGGCCCCGAGGAUGGGGCCAGCCCGCGUCCUCGCUGCUGCCUGUGGAAGCUCACGGAGAAGGGCCACGCUCGGUUCCUGGCGGAGGUUCAUGCCCUGGCCGCCACUCGGCUGCGGAGCAUCCGGAAGUGCAUGAGCCAGCCAGAUGUGAUGCCUUUCCUCUUUGACCUUUGACACCGAAGAGUACGAGUUCAC